AUCCCCGCUCGCAGCACCUCGGUUGUCCCGCCGCAGCCUUGAUCCCCCAGCCCGGCUCAGCGGCGCUCCUGCGGGAUCCGCGUGGCUGCGGCGGCCCGGGAGCCCGAUGCGGCUCGGCGGGCGCUGGGCCUCAGCCGCAGCGGCAACCACAGCUCCUUCAGGAGUGGGAGGCUUCGCGGCGGCGCCUGGGGCCGGGCCGGUGCCCUCCGGAGGAGGCUGUCUGCUCAGGGACGACCCCCACGGUCAUGCUGAGGCGGCGGCGGCCGCUGCUCGAGCAUCAAACAGAGCAUACUGAAACAGCAGGGCUGGCUGGUGGUGCAGCAAGCAUCAUGAGUAAGCACAGAGAAGUCUGUUCCUUAUCACGUGUGUAAGGGGAAAAAGAUUUAAACAAGUCUCUUGAGUGGUGUUUUCUCACCGAUGGAGAAUUACUUCCAAGCAGAAGCUUACAACCUGGACAAGGUGUUAGAUGAAUUUGAACAAAACGAAGAUGAAACCGUUUCUCCUGUUUUAUUGGAUACAAGGUGGAAUAAGAUUCUAGAUCCCCCUUCUCCCCGACUGUCAUUUAACCCUGCAUUGGCCAGUGUGAGUGAACCUACAGUUUCUGAGUCACAGCCACAACUGAAAGUCUUCUCCCUGGCUCACUCAGCUCCUCUUAACACAGAGGAAGAGGAUCACUGUGCUAAUGGACGGGACUGUAGUCUGAAUCCAGAGAUCAACACAAUGUGGAUUGAUGAAAAUGCGGUUGCAGAAGACCAGUUAAUUAAGAGGAACUGUAAUCAAGAUGAUCAACGCAGUAUUGUCGAAGUGGGAGAGAAGAAAUGUGGAAACCUAGCUUGUCUGCCAGAUGAGAAGAGCGUUCUUGUUGUAGCCGUCAUGCAUAACUGUGAUAAAAGGACAUUACAAAGCGAUUUGCAGGAUUGUAAUAAUUAUAAUAGUCAAUCCCUCAUGGAUGCUUUUAGCUGUUCACUGGAUAACGAAAACAGACAAACUGAUCAAUUUAGUUUAAGUGUAAAUGGGUCCACUGAAAAAGAUAUGAACUCAGAGAAACAAAUGGAUCCAUUGAGUAGACCAAAUUCAGAGGGGGAUUCUGUUAAAUACAUAUGUACUACUUCAUCUGAUAAUCUAGCCACUGUCUGUUCCCCUUCACAGUUACAGGAUGAUGAAAAUAUAGAUAGAGACCCCACCAUGUCUGUGAUUACAAGUUUAACACCAGAUUCAGUAAUCUCAUUCCAGGGAACAGAUGAAGGUCCUGCUGUAAAGCAAGAGGACUCUACACCAGAUGAGGUUCUCACUGGCAAAACCAGCUCUCCUAGGACAGAUCUAGGGAGUCCAGACUCCUCUUCCCACUUGAGUGAGGGGAUUUUGAUGAAAAAAGAGCCAGCAGAGGAAAGAACAACUGAAGAAUCCAUCCAUUCUGGUUUACCUUUGCUUCUCAAAGCUGACAUGCCUAAUGGGUCUGGCAGGGAUGAUAACUGUGAACAGUUUUCAGAUUGCCUUGUGCCUGGUGAAGUUAGAGCUGAUGAAAAUGAAGGUUGUAAACAUGAAGAAAUUCUUGGCACUACAGAACUUCUUAAUAUGACCAAGCAUUUCUCUGGAUCUCAGGAGAUGACUAAUUGGAAAUUGACUAAACCAAACAAGAUGGAUGACAGCCAAGUAAAUAAAGAAAAUGAGAAGUUUCUGCACAUGAAUCAGCCUGAAGAUACUUAUGAUGAUAGUGGAGGAGAGAGUGAUAGAAUGGCAGAAGCAGAUCUAGAUUUAAAACAAACUUGCAUGAAUGAAAGUGAAGGAUGUGAUUUCUCCACUGUUAUGGAUACACCAGCAGCAAAUUCACUAUCUAAUUGUGAUUCCUAUGGAAUGCAGAGCCCAGUUGUUUGUUUUGUUCCAAAGACUUUACCUUCCAAAGAAGAUUCAGUAACAGAAGAAAAGGAAAUAGAGGAGAGCAAGUCAGAAUGCUACUCAAAUAUUUAUGAACAGAGAGGAAAUGAAGCCACAGAAGGGAGUGGACUACUUUUAAACAGCACUGGUGACCUAAUGAAGAAAAAUUACUUACACAAUUUCUGUAGCCAGGUUCCAUCAGUGCUUGGGCAGUCUUCACCCAAGAUAGUAGCAAACCUGCAAUCUAUCAGUGUUCCUUUUGGUGGUGCAAGACCCAAGCAACCUUCCAAUCUUAAACUUCAAAUUCCAAAGCCAUUAUCAGACCAUUUGCAAAAUGACCUUCCUGCAAACAAUGGAAAUAAUAUUAAAAACAAAAAUGAUGUUCUUGGGAAAGCAAAAUUAGGGGAAAACUCAGCAACCAAUGUAUGCAAUGCCUCUUUGGGAAAUAUCUCUAUUGCUGAUACAAAUGGGGAACAUUUAGAAAGUAAUGAGUCUGGCAUAUCCAGUAGACAGUGCGUUGCAUUACCUCCAGAAAGCCCAGAUAAUGAUCUCAGAGCUGGUCAGUUUGGAAUUUCUGCUAGAAAGCCAUUUACCACUCUGGGUGAAGUGGCUCCAGUGUGGGUACCAGAUUCUCAGGCUCCAAAUUGCAUGAAAUGUGAAGCCAGGUUUACAUUCACCAAAAGGAGGCAUCAUUGCAGAGCAUGUGGGAAGGUUUUCUGUGCUUCCUGCUGUAGCUUGAAAUGUAAACUGUUAUACAUGGAUAGAAAGGAAGCUAGAGUAUGUGUAAUCUGCCAUUCAGUGCUAAUGAAUGCUCAAGCCUGGGAGAACAUGAUGAGUGCCUCAAGCCAGAGCCCUAACCCUAACAAUCCUGCUGAAUACUGUUCUACUAUCCCUCCCUUGCAGCAAGCUCAGGCCUCAGGAGCCCUGAGCUCUCCACCUCCCACUGUGAUGGUACCUGUGGGAGUUUUAAAGCACCCUGGAGCAGAAGUGGCUCAGCCCAGAGAGCAGAGGCGAGUUUGGUUUGCUGAUGGGAUCUUGCCUAAUGGAGAAGUUGCUGAUGCAGCCAAAUUAACCAUGAAUGGAACUUCCUCUGCAGGAACCCUGGCUGUGUCACAUGACCCAGUCAAGCCAGGAACUACCAGUCCCCUAUCAGCAGAGACGGAUAUUUCUCUAUUCUCCGGAAGUAUAACUCAGGUUGGAAGUCCUGUUGGCAGUGCAAUGAACCUUAUUCCUGAAGAUGGCCUUCCUCCCAUUCUCAUCUCCACUGGUGUAAAAGGAGACUAUGCUGUAGAAGAGAAACCAUCACAGAUUUCAGUAAUGCAGCAAUUGGAGGAUGGUGGCCCUGACCCACUUGUAUUUGUUUUAAAUGCAAAUUUGUUGUCAAUGGUUAAAAUUGUAAAUUAUGUGAACAGGAAGUGCUGGUGUUUUACAACCAAGGGAAUGCAUGCAGUGGGUCAGUCUGAGAUAGUCAUUCUUCUACAGUGUCUACCGGAUGAAAAGUGCUUGCCGAAGGAUAUCUUUAACCAUUUUGUGCAGCUUUAUCGGGAUUCUCUGGCAGGGAAUGUUGUAGGCAACUUGGGACAUUCCUUCUUCAGUCAAAGUUUCCUUGGCAGUAAAGAACAUGGUGGAUUUUUAUAUGUGACAUCUACUUACCAGUCACUGCAAGACCUAGUACUCCCAACCCCACCUUACUUGUUUGGGAUUCUCAUCCAGAAAUGGGAAACUCCUUGGGCUAAAGUGUUUCCCAUCCGACUAAUGUUGAGACUUGGAGCCGAAUAUCGACUUUAUCCUUGCCCACUGUUCAGUGUCAGAUUUCGGAAGCCAUUGUUUGGAGAGACGGGGCAUACCAUCAUGAAUCUUCUUGCAGACUUUAGAAAUUACCAGUAUACAUUGCCAGUAGUUCAAGGUUUGGUGGUUGAUAUGGAAGUUCGGAAAACCAGCAUCAAAAUUCCCAGCAACAGAUACAAUGAGAUGAUGAAAGCCAUGAACAAGUCCAAUGAGCAUGUCCUGGCAGGAGGUGCCUGCUUCAAUGAGAAGGCAGACUCUCAUCUCGUGUGUGUCCAGAAUGAUGAUGGCAACUAUCAGACCCAGGCUAUCAGUAUUCACAAUCAACCCAGAAAGGUGACUGGUGCCAGUUUCUUUGUGUUCAGUGGCGCUCUGAAAUCUUCUUCAGGAUAUCUUGCCAAGUCCAGUAUUGUGGAAGAUGGCGUUAUGGUCCAGAUCACUGCAGAGAACAUGGAUGCCUUGAGGCAGGCGCUGCGGGAGAUGAAGGACUUCACCGUCACCUGUGGCAAGGCAGAUGCCGAGGAUCCCCAGGAGCACAUCCACAUCCAGUGGGUGGAUGACGACAAGAAUGUCAACAAGGGUGUCAUAAGUCCCAUAGAUGGGAAGUCCAUGGAGUCUAUAACAAGUGUGAAGAUAUUCCAUGGAUCAGAGUAUAAAGCAAAUGGAAAAGUCAUCAGAUGGACAGAGGUGUUCUUCCUAGAAAAUGAUGACCAGCACAGUUGCCUGAGUGAUCCUGCAGAUCACAGCCGACUGACCGAGCAUGUUGCCAAGGCUUUUUGUCUUGCUCUGUGUCCCCACCUGAAGCUUCUGAAGGAAGAUGGAAUGACUAAACUGGGACUACGUGUGACACUUGACUCAGAUCAGGUUGGCUAUCAAGCGGGGAGCAAUGGCCAGCCCCUUCCCUCGCAGUACAUGAACGAUCUGGACAGCGCUUUGGUGCCGGUGAUCCAUGGAGGGGCCUGCCAGCUCAGUGAGGGCCCCAUCGUCAUGGAACUCAUCUUUUAUAUUCUGGAAAACAUCGCAUAGACAGAGAGGACUUCAUUUUUUUCUGUUCAGACCUGUUGCAACAGCAGUCAUACCCAAAUCAUUUGCACUUUAGAACUGGAAAAUUAAGAUUUUGUUAACACUAUUAAUGGGGGAGGGGGUGGGGUGGGGGUUUGGGGGAGGGGGUGGGAAAGGGUGGUUGGGGGGAAAGAUGUUCCAUAAUUCUAAGUCUUCUAUGCAUUGUCCACCGAGAAGAUCUGGGCAGCUUCUGUUACUGCACCACAGUUACGCUAUCCUUGCAGCUAAUCCCCUUCUGUUACUGUUUAGACAAAAGUUCUGCUCCUCUGUUUUAAGACUUACUUUUGGUCUUGUGCUCAGAAAUGUUCAGAUGGAUACAGCCAUCACCAAGGGUAGGGUGGGAGGGCAGAGGGGAAAUAAAAAACGAAGCAUCAGUCUUGAACUCUUUGUAUAGGAUGGAUAUAAAAAGGACAGUUUCAUGCUAAUCUUGUCCCAGUUACAUCACAGCGAUUUCAAGUAGGAGUCACACUUAGAGUUCUUGUUUUUACUAGAUUAUUUAUUGAAGUGAAUCAAAGACCCAAAGGAUUAUCUCUCUUCUAUCCAAGGAAGGGCGACUCAGUGUAAAUGAGGUCACCUGGAUAGUAGAGCCAAGUACAGGAUCUCUCAAGAUCUGCCAGUGGAUGAGACACUGAAUUGGGCCUUUCUGUGAAAGCUGACAGAAUAUACCCAAGACAUUUUUAGUUAUAAUUGACACUAGAGGUAUUUUAUUUUAUGCCAUGCUCUGCCGCUUGCAGGAUCUUAGUUCCCGACCAGGGAAUCGAACCUGGGCCCUGGCAGUGAAAGUGCAGAGUCCUAACCACUGGACCACCAGGGAAUUCCCUACACUAUAGAUAUUUUUUAAAAUAUUUUAUUGAGAAAUAAUUUAAACUUCCAGGAAAGUGGCAAGUUAAAAAAAACCAC
Messenger RNA from Kogia breviceps (pygmy sperm whale), 5622 nucleotides. RefSeq names its product zinc finger FYVE-type containing 9 (gene ZFYVE9). Gene Ontology annotation, molecular function: metal ion binding. Gene Ontology annotation, cellular component: early endosome membrane. NCBI's taxonomy places the organism in Eukaryota, Metazoa, Chordata, Mammalia, Artiodactyla, Physeteridae. Gene Ontology annotation, biological process: endosomal transport. The record is from RefSeq and is a predicted model, not a curated record.